Paramuricea clavata is the source of this 3057-nucleotide messenger RNA. NCBI's taxonomy places the organism in Eukaryota, Metazoa, Cnidaria, Anthozoa, Malacalcyonacea, Plexauridae. The record is from the annotation of a GenBank genome assembly.
AUGUUAAUUGCUCGUGCUGUUCCUAUCAUGAGGGUCUAUAUUAAACCUGGUGGUCAACGAGGUUAUUCAGGGCAUUGUAUCAAUUUACCCCAAAAUGUUACUGAACUUGCAACAACUUUGCCAAGAUACCCAAAAGACUUGGCUGUGAUUAUUGUCAAGGUGAAGGGUAGAGAGAAUACCUUUAAAGAUGUGACAGUGCGAAAACAAAAAGUGCAAAAUGCUUUAGUUUGGCUUAUCAAUAAUAACCCACAUUAUUCUGAGAUAUUAAUUAAUGAAGGUGCAUUAAACUUAUUACCUGAGAAUGGUGUACCACCAGAUCUUAUGACUGUUGAGACUGAUGAUGAUAUAGUCUCGGAUGAGAAUUCGGCACCUGAUGUAGGUCCUCCUACUGAUAACCCCUCAGAGGAUAUUGUUUAUAAUAAUUCCACUGAAAUGAGUAGUUUUUUACCUGUUGGUGAACAACAACAACAGGAAAUUGAAGCUGUGAGAAAUCAGCUUUCUGAAAAUGAGCCAAUGGAAUGGCCCUCAGUUGAAAAUGAACCAUUGAAUGAGUACCAGAUAUCGCAUCUAGCCACAAUGGCAUUCCCGACAUUAUUUCCGGAUGGGAAAGGUGAUCCCACCAACCAAGGUCUGCUAAGAGAUGUUCCACUUCAGGAACGAAUAAAGCAUCUUUUGAAAUUUGCUGAAAUUAUUGAUGGCAAAUGGGUAUAUCGUUUUGCUAACCACCCUAGAUUUUCGUACUGGGCUUUUAACAUGAUUCAAAGAAAGCGAAUCUUACAGCAAAGUGGAAUAUUCUUAAAACAAAAUCCAGGUGAAGCACAUCUCACCAUUGAUGAACUGCGGGAAAUGGCUGCCAGUAACAAUGCAAAUGUAUUUAUCUCCAAAGUGUCUAGAUAUGUAGGCAAUAUUGCUGGUACUAAUGCUUACUGGAAUAAAGUGAGGGAGGAACUCAAGGCUAUUAUAACUAGUGUUGGAGCACCAACAUUAUUUUUUACUUUCUCCUCUGCAGAUAUGCAUUGGCCUGAGCUACAUGCUUUAUUUAAGGCUGAUGCUAAUAGUAACAUUAACAAUUCUACCAGUGACGUAAGACGACAAAAUGUUAUUAACAAUCCUCAUAUUGUAGAUUGGUUUUUCACUCAAAGGUGAGAAAGCUUUGUAAAACACUGGCUGUAUGACACCCUUGGUGCAAAAUGGCACUGGUUUAGAUAUGAAUACCAAGGAAGAGGUAGUAUUCAUUGUCAUGGUACUGCUAAACUAAACAAUGACCCAGGUUUGUGUCAACUUACUCGAACUGCUUUAAAGGGUUUCUUAGCUCAAAAAUUGAAAGACGAGAAUGAUUCUCUUGAUACAACAGAAUUAGACCAGGAUAUUGAAGCUGGUCAGAAAGCAGCUGACACAGUAUGUCAGUAUGUUGAUUGGUUGUUAUCAACCGUCAAUCCUAAUCCACCAGAUGAGGACAUGUGGAUAAGACCUGAGGUUCAUCCAUGUCAAAGAAGUCAUGACAUUCCUGAACAUGAAAAACAAUCAGAUUAUGUAGAUCUGUUAAACAUGGUACAACGACACACACGUUGUAGUGCAAGCUAUUGUCUUAGAAAAAAGUCAAGUGAAACGGAAUUGAAAUGUAGAUUUCACUUCCCUUUUGAUUAUUGUUCACAGACAAAAUUAGAAUUUGAAAAAAUUCACACCUCAGGUGAUAAUGAACAUUAUAGAGCUAAAAUUGUGACUAAACGAAAUGACUCUAGGUUAAAUAACCACCAACAUCUUCAACUCCAAGGAUGGAGAGCUAACUGUGAUAUUCAAGUUGUUAUUGAUCACUACGCUUGUGUAGAGUAUUUCACAAAAUAUGCAGCUAAAGGUGAACCAAGGUCACCUAUAUUAAAACAAGCAUUUAACUCUAUUAUGCAAAAUGUUGACAGUAAUACUGACCCUCGCAGAGCUAUUAAGAAGAUAGUUAUGAAAUCUCUUGGUGAAAGAGAUUAUGCAGCUCAGGAGACAAUGCAUCAUUUGUUGUCAUUGAAACUACAUAGCUCAUCAUUUAAAGUGAUGCCAGUAAGUUUAAACGGUUCAGGAAAAUCAUUAAUUUUAACUGGUGAUCCAGGUCAAUUGCCACCAGUAGCAGAUAAACCUCUUUACCAUGCUAAACCAUCAAACGCUGUUGGUGAACAAGGUCAUCAAGCAUAUCAUAUGUUUGACAAAGUUGUUAAACUCACUGUAAAUCAACGUGUGCAAGGUAUGACAUCUGAGCAAGUACAGUUCAGAGAUUUGUCAUUACGACUUCGAAAAGGUGAUUCAACAGUUGAUGACUGGAAAUUACUUCUGACACGUCAACCAUCAAAUGUCACUAAUUUAUGUGACUUUGAAGAUUCUACUAGACUAUUUUAUAGUAAUGAACAAGUUGGUAAUUACAACCAUGAGCAGCUAACAAAACUUGAGCAUCCAAUAGCUCAUAUUAAUGCGCGCCAUUCAUCUGCAUUGGCCAAAAAGAUAUCCUCAGAUGAUAUGUCUGGAUUAGAACCUGUUGUCUUUCUAGCAAAAGGUGCUAGAGUCAUGUUGACUAUGAAUUUGUGGUCAUGUGUUGGUCUCUGUAAUGGGGCUACUGGAACAAUUGUUGAUAUUAUCUAUCAGAACAACCAUCAACCACCUGACUUACCUAUUGCGGUAAUAGUAGAAUUUGAAAACUAUAGAGGACCUGUUUUUAAUGAAAGCCAACCAUUGUGUAUCCCAAUAUAUCCAAUCACUGUCACAUCACAGACAGAAAUAGGUUUCCACGAGAGGCAACAAUUACCUCUUAGGCUUGCUUGGGCUCUGACAAUACACAAGAGCCAAGGACUUACUCUUUCAAAAGCAUGGAUAGAUAUUGGCAAAUCUGAAAGAACUGCUGGAGUUUCUUAUGUCGCUAUUAGCCGAGUAAAAUCACUUGCAUCUUGUGUCAUUGAACCUAUGACAUAUGAACGAUUAACAAGCUUGAAAUCAUCAGCUAAUUUACAAUAUAGGCUUGAAGAAGAAAACAGGCUAGAUCAGUUAGCACAGACUACAAAUAGCAGUGCAUUUACAUAA